Messenger RNA from Neoarthrinium moseri, 564 nucleotides. RefSeq lists its product as uncharacterized. NCBI's taxonomy places the organism in Eukaryota, Fungi, Ascomycota, Sordariomycetes, Amphisphaeriales, Apiosporaceae. The record is from RefSeq and is a predicted model, not a curated record. The transcript has 5 exons. The coding region runs from base 1 to 564 and encodes 187 amino acids.
AUGAUUAUCCAGAACUUAAUUCGGGCAGGGGCGGGGGCAGCUCAAAACCGACAACCCCAUGAGGCUCAUCUGGGCGCCUAUGAGAAGUUCAUGUUUCUCAUGACAGUCACAGUAGCUCAUGAGCUGAUGCACUUCUUCGUCGGAUAUCUGACUGGCCUUUCUUCGGAUGGAACCCUCGUGGGCGAAUCCGGAAGAGCCUGGGAGGCAUUUGUCCUUGGAGGUGUUGUGGAAACUUUUGAGAAUGUGAGGAACCCAUUGGGUGCAUACCAGGCCGGUGACUUUUACGUCAUUGAUGCGCAGCAGGUGGCACGCCGACUGGACCAUUCAUGUGUCAGGCGCAUCUUAGCUUUGGACUUCACUUUUCCUCUUCAGACCAUAGGAACGUCUACUACUCUCAGUAGUUUGGAUCGUUCCGCCCGUAGCAUGAAGAAGGUCCGUACAGCAGUUCUUUCACAGACCCGGAUUCCUUCACCAGGUCGCGAUCGCUGCGGCCCUAGCACUAUCAGUAGGGAUACCAUGAGAGCUUUCUUAGUCAAAUUUGAAGACCGUUAUGCGUCCGUAUAA